AUGCUGUCCGUAAAUAACCCUUUCAUAUCUGAAGACGUAGAUUCUCUUGUGAUUUGGGUUUUAUUCAACUGUCAUCAAGCACAUCAUUGGCACGAGUCCGAACUCUGUGACAGUCAUACACCUCCAGUCUCCCUUGGAUCAUCCGCAGCAAAGUACGCUGUAAAUCAUGAUUAUAGUGUCUAUAUAAUGCGCCCGUAUCGCAUCACUCGGCUCGUCGAGCUCACAUCCAUCACCGAGCCUCUUAUAAUCAAUCGAGCAACUCAACGUGCCGAUCCAGAACAUCACAAUGUUGAACAGCAGCAACCAUGGCCAAUCCUAGUCGGUCAAUUCAUAACACGGAAGCAGGCAGCUAUUCUUUUUCCUGAAGAUGAUCUUCCAGAUGGAUUGUUAGGUGCAGCUAGUCCAUCUGUAUGUUUUGUGGAUGGCACUGGCUACAUAAACUGUGAAUUCGCUCAGGAUUUUGAUGUGAAUUGGUUGUCUGAUGAUACGUAUAGUUGUUAUCUACUCGAAUGGGCCUUGAUACCUUACAAGAGCAAGCCAGGCUCCACAAAGUGGUAUCUAGAAGUAUGCUCGCUGCCUCGCUUCUUUGAUAAAACGUAUGCCUUGUCGAGAGUCUCGUCGUAUGAUUUUGAUCAUAUCGACUUGUUGGUGGACUGCCAAGCCAACAUUAUAGAACCUCAUCCAUCGUCACCUCAUGCUCAAUUAUCCGAUAAUGAGUUGAUUGAACGGUAUAAACCAGUCAAUAUGAACUUUUCGCAUAUAGACGCAAAAGCCAUGACAAAGGAGCUAGAGAAAAUCCGCAGACUGGAGCAGCUCUCCAUCCACGGCAUGAUUCAAUCUAAAGGAUUUAUUCAAAACAGGGCCAAAGAAGGCAAAAUUCGUAAAUUCUUUGUCGUAGAAGUCGUAUGUAAACAAGAAAAGACUGAAGAGUUUGGUGAUGCAGUCUUGACUGCUUGUGUUUGUUAUGAAGACGCAGCUCAAGCAACCAAACUUGAUAUUAUACACUACUACCACCAUUUAAAAGUUGGGAAAUGGUACUUGUUGAGUAACUUGACUGCAUCAAAGAUCAAGAUACCUGUCAAGGGUGGUAGUAUAAUCCGCAAGGUGCUGAACUUUGAUAUCAAUAACUCGAAGCUCUUUAAUGUCAAACCACCUGUAAUAAUUCCCGACACAGUAGCAGUGGAUACAAACACCAUUGAUGGUACUCCGCAACCCAAUACAAUACGUAGUCAACCAAUCCAAAUACCAAUGCACCCAAAAGUACAACCCAAGCCAGGAAUGAUAUCAUACUCUGGUCGCAUAUCAAAAAUCGUCAAUGUUCAUAACGGACUCUACGAGCUAGACGGCAAAUUACAUCUUGUACUAAGUUAUCACCAGAUCGCUGGACCUGGAUUUGGGUUACGACUCGGGGCUGGAGUCAAUCUACAUAAUGUACAUUUAGCAGUCCUCAAUACUGGUGAUCGAGUACGACCAGGUGCUCAUCCAGUGGCUCUUAUAGCAUGCCCGUAUUCCACUUUGGAGAUUGCCGAAUUCUCGUCUGAAGCAAACGAGUUUCAAUCUAUUGACGUUUUCAAACGAAAUAAUUAUUUAAUUAAACACCAAAAGUUGAAUGCUGUGGACUUGCUAUUGAUUACCAUCAUAAGGAUUGAAGUGAUUCGUAAACUGCAAGUCAAGGAAGCAGAUACGAUUGUACCAGUAGUGGAAACGAAAUGGCCGACCAAGCUCUUUACUGAUUUGUUGAGCCGAUAUGGAUAUACCCAUUACGAGAAGGACACGCCGAUAGCAGUGUCAUUUGAGCAUCAGGAUCUUUGUAGUAUUGCUAAAGUUAGGUAUCGACAGCCCUGUUUUCCGCCACUGAAGGAAUUAUUUAACCACCCUGUGAUAACCGACUUUCGUAAUCAAUCAACGAAAUCAUCCGGUACUCGACCUAGUAGCAGUAUAGCAUCCGCGAGGAAGCACCGUCAUAUGAUAGUAUCCAAAUCGUCUAUAAGAUAUCGAGUCUUUUCUCAGGAAGAACUGAAUUGGACUAGUGCUUCCCUGUUGGGAGUACUUGUGGCCAAUGCCCGUGGUGAAGUAGUACUAAAGGAUACUACACAUUCUAUUCAAUGUCUAGUGUCGAGUAAUGAUAUUACACCACAUGACUUGAAUCAAAUAUGGGUCAUUGACAGGUAUCAAAUCAUAAUGGAAGUAUUAGGAUCAGGAUUCCUUCGGUCUACUGAAAAGCAACAGGAGUCACUGAGUGAAGUGCCAUUUGAGAAUCUGGUAAUCAGAUUUUCUUUGCGUGAUGCCAUGUGUCUUGGAGCGCCACAUUUAGGUAUAUUAUCAGCAGCUCCACAAAUAGCAGUGGUGUCUAGAGCCAGAGAACGUCAUAAUUACUUCGCUAUUAUUGAUGUCGUAAGGCCUAUACAGCAAGUCUUGACUGGGGAAAGUCGAAUUGACACACAAUGCUGGGUGGAAGCUGUUGCAGUAGAAUUCAAGCAAUUAGAAUCAGGAAUCACAGAGCUAUAUGGUGCUGAGAAGUCAGUGCUUAUAUUAUUUACUGGGCCGUCUAUUGCCAAUAUUGUUGGCUUGCGGCGAGGUGAAGCUUAUUCCUUCACUGAACUGGCUGAAUUGCAGCCAAAAGAGGAUCAUCUCCAGGAAGACGAUGAGGACGAAAGGAAGGAUGGAGCAUCCAUAGAUACCGAUGAUGAUGCCGAGUCUACAGCACCACCACCAGCGCUCAUGAACGACGAUGAUCCAUGCCUUGCGUUUGAUGGAAAAUCGAAGCUUUCCAGCUUUAGCGUAGUUACUUGCUCUGAUGAAGACAUAAGUGCUGCUACAUUGUCGCCUCUGCCACUACCAGAACCAUGUAAACCGAUAGUAUAUAGGGUAUCGGGUACAAAUGCUGAGAUGCUGUCAGACCUGAAACCGCCUUGCGAAACGAUACACACCGUGUCUCGUAUCUUGCAGGACAUAUCCAUAUAUCGUAAACGGCCACAGUUUGCUGGAAUCAUUGAUACUCUGAUAAACGUAAAAGGUGUGGUAGUCACCAAAGAGUACAGAGAUGUGGAGCCUCUAGUGAUUCCAGGCUGCACUGCUACAGAACUGUACGUGCAACAUGGAAUAGGUACUGGAGAUUAUGGCCGUACCCUCUUUGUAAAGAUUCGAGAUUUAGAAGAAGGUGAUACUAUGGAUGUAUAUCUGGAUUUGAGGCGAUGUGUGGUACCUUUAGGUUUGAUUCCGAAUACCAUCAUCACCAUCCGACAAUUGGGACUCAAAAUAUCGAAAUCCAACAACAUAUAUGGUGCUUCUAUUGCUACGACGAGUAUAUCGAUUGGAGACGUUGCAACAUCAUUGCCGACGAGGAAGAUAAUCGAAAGGUCAAAUCUACGGGUUCGUCUUUCUGAUUUCUUCUCCCAGGAUAGUAACAGUAAAUUGACUGCCUUGAUAUCACGUAAUAUCUCCGCAUUACCUGGCAUCCGAUGUAACGUCACCCACAUCCAACUGGUAACGCUCCGAUAUAAAUGUACUGGUUGUGGGGCAUCGUAUCUAGAAUCUAAAUGCCCUAAUGGACAUGGUUCUGGAACUGGUAUGCUGAUAUCAUAUGCUCGCAUCUUUAUUGAAGACGGAUCAGCUGAAGCUGUCGUCCACAUAGAUGAUACAGAGACCGUUUUUGCUCUCUUGUCUUGUCGUGAUAAUACCAACAGCAGCAAUAAACGACACAAGCUGGAACGUAUGGCUAUGCGCUAUGGUGAUGUAACUUUUAAAUUUGAUCCACCAUGGUUUGCUAAUACGACGAGCAAUGAUGAUUGGGGUGAGGCCAACAACAAUAGCAAUAAUAGUGCAGAACAGGACGAAGAUACAGUCACGCUAGGUUCCGAAACCCAUGAAACGUUUGCAAUGAAGGCUGAAUGGGGAGAUAAAGUCAAGAAGGAUGCCGAGUAUAUUGAGACUAUAUGUAAAUCACCAUCUUUAAAACGAACCGUUAUAGCUUACUGUAGAGCACAAUCAAGCUUUACAGCCUUCCUGGCUUCAGAAUCUAGAGAUUCUGGUGGUGGGAAUCAAGAUGAUGGGAUUGUGGUGUCUCGUGAAUCGUUAGGACGACGGAUGAUGAAGCUUGAAAGUGGAGCUAGGUUGUCGACGUUAACGUAUCCUCGUAUUGUAUUGAGGGGCGAGUCGUUUGAGGAAGUUGCUGAACGGUCUGAAGCCCAUUUCUUGUUGGAAAAGUUGAAUCAUGUAUAG
Synchytrium microbalum is the source of this 4221-nucleotide messenger RNA. RefSeq lists its product as uncharacterized. Gene Ontology annotation, biological process: telomere maintenance via telomere lengthening; positive regulation of DNA replication. The record is from RefSeq and is a predicted model, not a curated record. Gene Ontology annotation, cellular component: CST complex. Lineage: Eukaryota; Fungi; Chytridiomycota; Chytridiomycetes; Synchytriales; Synchytriaceae. The transcript has 3 exons. Bases 1 to 4221 code for a protein of 1406 amino acids. Gene Ontology annotation, molecular function: single-stranded DNA binding; telomeric repeat DNA binding.